AGAAGAAUGCAGAGGGAAGAAGGAAGGAAGACGCCGCUGCUCCGGCUGAGGAUGAGGAGGCUUCAUCUGUAUAAAAAGUUCUGAUCUGGAAGUGGUGGCAGUCUAAUGUGGGUGCCCUCUGUCUUCAGUACAUUCCACUGGAAGCCUAAAGGUCACUUUGACAGCGGAGAGCACAAUCCAUCUGACUGGCUUCCUCCCAUCUCGGGCUGGGUCAAACCCCCCAUGACCAGCCCCCCCGGAGCAGGAUUUAGGCUCACAUUCAUCGCUGUCGGUGGGUUGGGGAACGCGUCAACUCGCCGGACGAUGAAUGCCAGCUGUAUCGAUGCAAAGCUGCUUUUUCCGAGCUGCGGCCGGCCGAAGAAACAGUGGGAAUCUGCCCAGUUGCUUUGUUUUCAAUGUUUUCAUGGAAUAAUGUGAGAUGCUUUGUCAGCAGAGGUUGAAACAAAUAAAGAUUUUG
Molecule: messenger RNA, 457 nt
Organism: Menidia menidia (Atlantic silverside)
Lineage: Eukaryota; Metazoa; Chordata; Actinopteri; Atheriniformes; Atherinopsidae
Source: the annotation of a GenBank genome assembly